AUGCUAUUCAUUUGGUGUAAUAUUUUGACAAAUGUUGUUGCGGCUUCGAUCUUGCCUCAAGCCAGCUUUCAAAUUGACGGGCUAUUAGCAGGCGACCCCAGCAUAAUGGAAUCAGUUCCGAAUAUAAUCACAGAACAGGUAGUGCUGCAUUAUGAAUCUAAAAAUUAUAAUUUUCUAGAUGAAUACUUUGGACAAGUAUACUUUGGUGACUACAGUGAUUUGGAAAAGACAAUUAGAAAGCAAAAGACCUCUUUGUGGGCAAGUAGAGAGGUUACAUAUCCAGACAAGGAUGAUAUUACGGAUAUUGUUUCCGGUAGAAGCGAUAGAUACGUAAGUAAUCCUCUUAGUGGGUUUCUAAGUUUUGCUCACUUACCGUUGACAAAUUGCUUUUCAGGAGAAACGAAGUUCGAUAUUGGUAUCGUUGGGGCUACUUUUGAUACGGGAGUGAGUUUUCGCCCUGGUUCUCGUUUUGGACCAUUAGGUAUCCGAAUGGCAACGAAAAGGAUGUCUUCGGGAAGCAUUUCACCUUUCAGGAAGAACUUUAGUCUCUUUAAGGAUGGGAAGAUCGUUGACUGUGGUGAUCCACCUAUGACCCCUAUUGAUAAUAGAAUUGCUCUAGACCAACUUUAUAGGGCAGAACGUGCUAUAUUGAAAACUAAACCUACAACUCCUAGUCUUUCGAAAGUUUCAAGGAUUUUAACCUUAGGAGGGGACCAUACAGUAACUCUAAGUUGUUUGCGGGCGGUUUACGAAAAAUGGGGAAAAGUAGCUGUUAUCCAUUUUGAUAGUCAUUUAGACACAAUUGACCCUUAUCAAAUGAAUGAAAACGUUACUGAAUAUGCUGCUUUGAAUCAUGGCACUUUCUUCCAUUGGGCUGCAAAACGUGGCUUGAUUUCGGAGAGUAAAAAUGUUCACGUUGGUCUUCGAGGGUAUUAUGAAAACUUGAACGAUACUCAAAGAGAUUCAGCCAUAGGUUUUGAAAGAAUAAUGAGCAGAGACAUCGAUGAUAUUGGAAUUGCUGGAAUUGUAAAACGAAUAAAGGAUAGAGUGGGUGACUCAAAGGUAUAUAUAACAGUAGAUAUUGAUUCACUCGAUCCCAGUUCUGCACCUGGAACCGGAACAGUUGAACCCGGUGGAUUUAGUAGCAGAGAAUUGUUAACAAUAUUGGACAAGUUAGAAGGUCUAGAAGUUAUUGGAGCGGACGUGGUUGAGGUUGCACCACCGUACGACACGAAUGAAAUAACUACGAUGGUAGCGAGCGAGGUAGCAAGAAGCUUGCUUGGACUUAUGGUAAUUACUCCUGUUCAAUAA
Molecule: messenger RNA, 1311 nt
Organism: Debaryomyces hansenii CBS767
Lineage: Eukaryota; Fungi; Ascomycota; Pichiomycetes; Serinales; Debaryomycetaceae
Product: agmatinase
Exons: 1
Coding region: 1-1311 (436 amino acids)
Molecular function (GO): agmatinase activity; metal ion binding
Source: RefSeq, a predicted model, not a curated record